AUGGGAAUCCCGCGAGCCCGCUUGCGGGAGUCCCUGUUUCCCUUCUACGGCAUCCUGCCGGGCAUGAAGGCGUAUCCGAUCGGCAACAUCGACUUGCCGGUCACGUUCGGCAGCAAAGCCAACUUCCGCACCGAGACCCUCACGUUUGAGGUGGUGGACUGGAAGGGGGCAUACCAUGCCAUUCUCGGGGGCCCCGCCUAUGCCAAGUUCAUGGCGGCCUACGUCAGCAGCUGCGAGUACUUCGACCUCGCCACCACUGCAGCGAACUCGGCUGAGCUUGGCCAGCUUCGCGCCAUCACUCCCGGGUGCCGCCCUGACCCUGGCAAGCCCAGCCAGACAUCGGCCUUUGUCUCAACCAAUGAGACCAAGCCGGUCGUGGUCGACAACGUAGAUCCAUCCAAGAUGGUGCGGGUCGGCUCCCAGCUGUCGGCCAAAUAG
Panicum virgatum (switchgrass) is the source of this 438-nucleotide messenger RNA. RefSeq lists its product as uncharacterized. NCBI's taxonomy places the organism in Eukaryota, Viridiplantae, Streptophyta, Magnoliopsida, Poales, Poaceae. The record is from RefSeq and is a predicted model, not a curated record. The transcript has 2 exons. Bases 1 to 438 code for a protein of 145 amino acids.